AUGGAGCAAAUCAUAGAAAGGUAUCAGAGGAUGACUGGAACCUGCAUUCCUGACCAUGAUCGUCGGGAACAACUAUAUGGAGAAUUGGCUAUGUUGAGAAAAGAGUCCCGGCGUCUUCAUUCAAACAUGCGCUGCUACACUGGUGAAGACAUGAGCUCUAUUCCUUAUGAGGAGUUGGAUGCAGUAGAGCAAGAACUAGAACGCGCGGUUAACAAGGUCCGACAUAGGAAGAAUGAGCUCUUGCACCAGCAGCUGGAAAAUCUGCGCAGGAAGGAGCGUAUGUUGGAGGAGGAAAACAGCAAUAUGUACCGCUGGGCAAGGAUUCAGGAGCAUCGUGCCGCGCUGGGAUAUCAGCAGGCGGCGAUAGAAGCAAAUCCGGUGGAGCAUCAGCAAGUCUUGGAUCAAUUCCAAUUCUGUGGAGAACGGCCAGUAGCGUGCUUCAGCUUUCAAACAUCACUCAUCAAAUUGACCCAUACCAUCUCCAGCUUGCUCAGCCCAGCCUUCAAGGCUCUAGCGUCUAGAACUUAG
Populus trichocarpa (black cottonwood) is the source of this 528-nucleotide messenger RNA. RefSeq names its product protein TRANSPARENT TESTA 16-like. NCBI's taxonomy places the organism in Eukaryota, Viridiplantae, Streptophyta, Magnoliopsida, Malpighiales, Salicaceae. The transcript has 5 exons. The record is from RefSeq and is a predicted model, not a curated record. Gene Ontology annotation, cellular component: nucleus. Gene Ontology annotation, molecular function: DNA-binding transcription factor activity. The coding region runs from base 1 to 528 and encodes 175 amino acids. Gene Ontology annotation, biological process: regulation of DNA-templated transcription.